AUGGAGGUGCACCAGGUGGUUGCUCCGCCGCAUAAGAGCACGGCGGCGAAGCUGAAGACAAGACUGAAGGAGACUUUCUUCCCGGACGACCCUUUAAGACAGUUCAGGGGACAACCGAGCCGUACCAAACUCAUACGAGGCGCUCAGUACAUUUUCCCAAUCCUCCAAUGGUGUCCUGAAUACAGCUUCAGACUCCUCAAAUCCGACGUCGUUUCAGGUCUCACCAUUGCUAGUUUAGCUAUUCCUCAGGGGAUAAGUUACGCAAAGCUAGCGAAUUUGCCUCCAAUCGUCGGUCUAUACUCGAGCUUUGUGCCACCGUUGGUUUAUGCGGUAUUGGGAAGCUCAAGAGAUCUAGCGGUAGGACCAGUCUCCAUAGCGUCGUUGAUCUUAGGAUCCAUGCUAAGGCAGCAAGUGUCUCCCGUAGACGAUCCUCUUCUCUUUCUACAGCUCGCUUUCUCUUCUACCUUCUUCGCUGGUCUCUUUCAAGCCUCUCUUGGAAUCCUCAGGCUGGGAUUUAUAAUAGACUUUUUAUCAAAACCAACGCUGAUAGGAUUUAUGGCCGGAGCAGCCAUAAUAGUAUCACUGCAACAGCUCAAGGCUUUGCUUGGGAUAACUCAUUUUACUAAGCAAAUGAGUGUAGUCCCUGUUCUCUCCUCUGUUUUCCAACACACCAACGAGUGGUCAUGGCAAACAAUUGUGAUGGGAGUCUCCUUCUUGCUCUUCUUGCUCGCAACACGUCACCUCAGCAUGAAGAAGCCGAAGCUGUUCUGGGUCUCAGCCGGAGCGCCGCUACUUUCAGUUGUCGUCUCUACGCUUAUCGUCUUUGUCUCAAGAGCCGACCGUCACGGAAUCAGCGUCAUCGGGAAAUUACAAGAAGGCUUGAAUCCACCGUCUUGGAAUAUGCUUCAGUUUCACGGAAGCCAUCUGGGACUCGUCGCCAAAACAGGACUCAUCACCGGAAUCGUCUCCCUCACUGAAGGAAUCGCAGUGGGAAGAACAUUCGCGGCGCUAAAGAACUACCACGUAGACGGAAACAAAGAAAUGAUCGCCAUCGGACUAAUGAACGUAGUAGGCUCUGCCACUUCCUGCUACGUCACAACCGGAGCUUUCUCUAGAUCGGCCGUCAACAACAACGCCGGAUGUAAAACCGCGGUUUCAAACAUCGUCAUGUCGGUCACCGUUAUGGUUACACUCCUCUUCCUAAUGCCGCUUUUCGAGUACACUCCCAACGUGGUACUCGGUGCCAUCAUCGUGACCGCGGUCAUCGGCCUUAUCGACCUUCCUGCGGCUCGUCAUAUAUGGAAGAUCGAUAAAUUCGACUUCUUGGUGAUGCUAUGCGCAUUCUUUGGUGUCAUUUUCCUGUCCGUUCAAAACGGUCUAGCCAUUGCCGUGGGACUAUCGUUGUUCAAGGUAUUGAUGCAGGUGACGAGGCCGAAAACCGUUAUCAUGGGGAAUAUUCCGGGGACGGACGUGUACCGGAAUCUUCAUCAUUACAAGGAAGCACAAAGGAUUCCGGGAGUCCUUGUCUUGAGCAUCGAGUCUCCUAUCAAUUUCGCCAAUUCUAACUACCUCACCGAAAGAACAUCUCGUUGGAUCGAAGAAUGCGAACAAGAGGAAGCUCAAGAAAAGCAUUCUAGCCUUCGGUUCUUGAUUCUUGAAAUGUCAGCCGUGAGCGGUGUGGACACAAACGGAGUCUCAUUUUUCAAGGAAUUGAAGAAAACAACCGCGAAGAAGGGCAUCGAGCUUGUGUUUGUGAACCCUUUGAGUGAAGUGAUGGAGAAGCUACAAAGAGCUGACGAGGAACAGGAGUUCAUGAGGCCAGAGUUUCUCUUUUUAACCGUCGCUGAAGCCGUUGCGUCGCUCUCUCUUAAAGGCCCAUCUCUCAAUCACGUUUGA
This is a messenger RNA of Microthlaspi erraticum, 1896 nucleotides long. The record is from the annotation of a GenBank genome assembly. NCBI's taxonomy places the organism in Eukaryota, Viridiplantae, Streptophyta, Magnoliopsida, Brassicales, Brassicaceae.